AUGGCGACGCUCAUCCGCAGCAAGAUCUCCAAUGUGGCCACCUCGGUUUCCAACAAGUCCCAGGCGAAAGUCAGCGGCAUGUUCGCCCGCAUGGGCUUCCAGGCGGCUACGGACGAAGAGGCGGUGGGCUUUGCCCACUGCGACGACCUGGAUUUCGAGCACCGGCAAGGGCUGCAGAUGGACAUCUUGAAAUCCGAGGGCAGCGACGAAGGAGGGGAGCCGCCCUUGGAAGGGGACAUCCACUACCAGCGGGACGGCACGGGGCCCCUGCCCCCCUCCAGCUCCAAGGACGAGGGGGUGUGCUCCGAGCUGUCCGGCCAAGGAAAGCCCAAGAUCACAGCCUGGGAGGCCGGCUGGAAUGUCACCAACGCCAUCCAGGGGAUGUUUGUUCUCGGCCUGCCCUAUGCUAUUCUUCAUGGCGGAUACCUAGGACUCUUUUUAAUUAUUUUUGCAGCAGUGGUUUGCUGUUAUACUGGGAAAAUCCUUAUUGCCUGUCUUUACGAAGAGAAUGAAGAUGGGGAGGUAGUCAGGGUGAGAGACUCCUAUGUGGACAUUGCUAAUGCUUGCUGCACUCCCAGGUUUCCCUCGCUUGGGGGCAGGAUUGUGAAUGUGGCUCAGAUCAUAGAGUUGGUCAUGACCUGUAUUCUCUAUGUGGUGGUCAGUGGAAACCUGAUGUACAACAGCUUCCCUAACUUGCCAGUCUCCCAGAAAUCCUGGUCCAUCAUUGCCACCGCAGUUCUCCUGCCUUGUGCUUUCUUGAAGAACCUCAAGGCCGUCUCCAAGUUCAGCUUGCUCUGCACCUUGGCCCAUUUUGUGAUCAACGUUUUGGUGAUUGCCUACUGCCUCUCCAGAGCCCGUGACUGGGCAUGGGACAAAGUCAAGUUUUACAUCGAUGUGAAGAAGUUCCCCAUCUCCAUUGGCAUCAUCGUCUUCAGCUACACCUCGCAGAUCUUUCUGCCUUCCUUGGAAGGGAAUAUGCAGAACCCCAAGGAGUUCCACUGCAUGAUGAACUGGACUCACAUAGCUGCUUGCAUCCUGAAGGGUCUCUUUGCCUUGGUGGCUUAUCUGACCUGGGCGGAUGAGACAAAAGAAGUCAUCACAGACAACCUGCCGUCUACCAUUAGGGCUGUGGUUAACCUUUUCUUGGUGGCCAAAGCCUUGCUCUCCUAUCCGCUGCCCUUCUUUGCGGCUGUGGAAGUUCUGGAAAGAUCCCUUUUCCAGGAUGGAAGCAGGGCCUUCUUCCCUAACUGCUACGGGGGUGAUGGGAGGCUCAAAUCCUGGGGGCUCACCCUCAGGUGUGCCCUAGUCGUUUUCACAUUGUUGAUGGCCAUCUAUGUCCCCCACUUUGCCCUUUUGAUGGGCCUCACAGGGAGCCUCACUGGUGCAGGCCUCUGUUUCCUCCUUCCCAGCCUCUUCCACCUCAAGCUCUUGUGGAGGAAGCUGUUGUGGCACCAUGUCUUCUUCGAUGUGGCCAUUUUUGUAAUAGGUGGUAUAUGCAGUGUGUCUGGGUUCAUUCAUUCUUUAGAAGGUCUCAUUGAGGCUUUUAGAACCAAUUCGGAAGACUAA
This is a messenger RNA of Eublepharis macularius, 1566 nucleotides long. RefSeq names its product solute carrier family 32 member 1 (gene SLC32A1). The transcript is spliced from 2 exons. The coding region runs from base 1 to 1566 and encodes 521 amino acids. NCBI's taxonomy places the organism in Eukaryota, Metazoa, Chordata, Lepidosauria, Squamata, Eublepharidae. The record is from RefSeq and is a predicted model, not a curated record. Gene Ontology annotation, molecular function: amino acid transmembrane transporter activity. Gene Ontology annotation, biological process: amino acid transmembrane transport. Gene Ontology annotation, cellular component: vacuolar membrane.